Molecule: messenger RNA, 1681 nt
Organism: Ceutorhynchus assimilis (cabbage seed weevil)
Lineage: Eukaryota; Metazoa; Arthropoda; Insecta; Coleoptera; Curculionidae
Source: the annotation of a GenBank genome assembly
AUUGUCACUUGUCAGGUGAUAAGUGUUGCCAUAUGUUGUUGUUAAUUGAAUAUUUUUUUUUUCAACAGCAAAACACAUUAAAAAUAAUUAACUUUUUAUUAAUCAGAAGCAACGAAUCCAGUGUUAAUUAUUUAGGUAAUGUUAUAAAAUGGUAGAACCAAUUUUCGACUAUCAAUUUCGAUUAAUAUUAAUUGGAGACAGCACGGUUGGAAAAAGUUCUUUGUUGAAGUACUUCACUGAUGGAAAAUUUGCUGAGGUAUCAGAUCCAACUGUUGGAGUGGACUUCUUCGCUAGACUGAUUGAAGUCAAAGAUGGCACCAGAAUAAAAUUGCAACUGUGGGACACUGCCGGCCAGGAACGGUUCCGUUCAAUCACCAAAUCUUACUAUCGCAAUUCCGUUGGGGCUUUAUUGGUUUAUGACAUUUGCAAUAUGUCUAGUUUUGAACACAUACCACAAUGGAUGAGUGAAGCAAGACGCCAUAUUGAACCUCACCGGCCUGUAUUUGCUUUGGUUGGCUGCAAGGCUGAUUUAGUUGGUAAUGGAGGACAAAGAGAGGUCUCUAGAGAAGAAGCUAAAACCUUUGCAGACAGCCAUGGAUUGUUUUAUGUUGAAACAUCGGCAAAAAGUGGCUUGAAUGUCGAAGAAGCUUUUAGAGCUGUGACACAAGAAGUCUAUAAUCGGAUACAGACUGGUGAAUAUAAGGUUGAAGAUGGUUGGGAUGGAAUUAAGACUGGUUUUUCAAGACCUAACAGUUUAGACUACAAUUUAGUGGAAGCCGAGCCAGCAAGAGCCACUUGUUGUUAGGGUUAUUGUAGUGAAGGGGUUCGAUAGCUAUUAGGUUGUUCACUUUUAUACCAAGUAACGUAAGAACAAAUUGAUUCUCUCUUUACAAUAUUAGAAAAUCUAAAAUAUAUUUUCAUUGUCAUUGUAGCUGUUGGGACUAGGAGUAUCCAUUUUCUGCAAUCAUUGAUUUAAAUUGUUACAAUUUUUAAUAGUUUUUGAGUGAGACAUUUCUUCAAUUUUUUGAAUAUAAACAUAAUAUCCACCCCUAAUGUAGUUAGUGCAAUAACCUAAAAAUAGGUACAGACUCCAAAGAGCAGUUAUUUAAUUAUUUUUUAACAUUUAACAAUAUUUUUUGUUUCAUAACAUCACUAAGUACUUUGAAGUUUAACUGAAACUAAAAUUCAUUAUUUGACUGAUUGGUUGUUUUUUAUUUGUUAAUUAGUUUUAUUUCUUUUUUUCUGACAAGUUUCUGGUUGAAUUAUCAUUGUUUUAUUUUUUAGAGAUUUAACUUAUAUUUAAUGUAAACUGAAAAUGCACUAGAUUUUUUAAAACAAUAAUAAUUGCUUCAAUAUUUUUGCCAAACUUUUUUAAUCGAAAUAUAUUUUUUUAUUAGUCGAACAAACAAAUCUGUCAAGUGUCUGGUGUACUUUUCUUGAACUAACACUAAAUUUACUUCUUUUGAAUGGUACCUUAUUAUAAAAGAUUUAUUUUUAGAUCUAUUAAUCUUGUAUUAAUCUAGUCUUUGGAAUGUUCAAGUAGAUUAUUGUUGUAAAAGGUAUAUUUAAUAAUUAUUGUAAAAUGAGUCUUGUAUAUAUCCCAAUUUUAAUUAUUUAGAUGGAUCUGAUGUAGGGAUUCUAAAUGAGUUUUAAAUGGAAUAAAGUUUUUAAAAUAUGUAUA